GUAUUGAUUAAUGCAUUAAUCGCAGUGCCACGACUUCAGUUAGCAACACUGACGCAAGCAAUAGGCGUCUGGGGCUGCCCUCGGGGAAUCAAUAGGCAAUUUCGGACGAGAGACUUAGAAGCUGGACGAAGAAAAUUCGGACAAGGGUUCGUAACUACCUUUCCAAAACAAAGAUCAGGCAGAAGAAAUGGAAUUUUAUGACCCUCAGAUGCUUGCAGUCAUGGCCUUUGGAGGAUUCAUGUUUAUCUCAGCUAUUGGAAUAUUCCUGGUGUCCACCUUUUCUAUGAAAGAGACAACUUAUGAAGAAGCUCUGGCAAAACAGCGCAAAGAGCUGGAAAAAGCUAGCCAGCAUAAGAUGGAAAAGAAAAAGAAAGAGAGAUCUGUGGAAAAGAAAGGAAAGGGGAAAAGGGGGGAGGAAAAACCUAAUGGAAAAACACUUGAGCCAGAUUUGGGAUUGGAUAAUACUGAUAGUUUUAAAGAUGCUAGUCCUGAACCAGUUUUGAUUAUUGAACCAAUCGCCUCUCAGUUACCAGUUACAUCAGUUUCAGUUGUUCCUCAGGUGGAAAAGUCAGACCCAUCUCCUAAAGACAAGAAAAAGAAAGAAAGAAAGUACACAACUUCAAAUGAACUGGUUUCUGAUGGGAAACCCAAGGAGGUGUCAGUAAGUGCUUUUCCAACAUUGAGAUCUCAGCAGCAUAGCCCAUUUAUUAACUUGGCCACUGUCAAAACAUCAGAAGAUCUUGGAAACCAAGAAGAAUUGAAACAUGAUAGAGAAUCUAAAAAGAAAACUAAUGUUAAAAAGAAGAGAGAGUCAACUACCAUAGAUGAUGAUAGCAUUCCUUACAUUCCCUACAAAACUUUGAUUUCUAUAAUCAGAAAUACAUUUUUUGAUGAAAGUGAAGUCCAGGAGUUGAUUGAAAUCUUAACCAAGAAAGGAGGACCCCAAGAUCCAUGGCUUGUGGCAACUCAGAAAGGUGACCCCAUUGCUGUUCUAAAACGGCAACUAGAAGACAAAGAAAAGCAACUUGCUAUGGAACAUGAAAAUGCAACUGCUGUAAAAACUAAACUGAACGCACUUACAAAGGAAUUUGCUUCUGAGAAGGCAAGGACCAUCACUACUGAGAAUAAGUGGAAAGAGCAACUGCAGGCACAGAAACAAGAAAUGUCUACUGUAGAAGCCCAAAUGCAGACCAGUAAACAGCAAUAUAAAAUGCAGAUACAGCAGUUGCAAGAAAAGAUUCAAACACUACAAGAACAGCUGCAGAAUGGCACUAAUGACCAGCUAGCUCAUCUGCAGCAAGAAAAUUGCAAUCUCAGAGAUGCUUUAAACCAAGCAACAAGCCAGACUGAGCACAAACAAAAUACUGAACUAGCUAAAUUGCUUCAGGAUUAUAAUAAACUAAGCAAGGAGUUGACUGAAAAGAUGGAGGUUUUACAAGAGGUAGAGGAACAGAAGAAGGCUCUGGAGAUGAAGACUGUUGCCCAUGAAGAACAAAUCCGCCUAUUGCAGAUAUCCCAGAAAGAAAGUGAAGGCCUACUACAGGAGAGCUUGGAUGACGUCAGGGAAGAACUCUGCAAAUCACAGGCCAAUUAUCAAUGCUUACAGAUAGAUCUGGAAAAGGCAAAAGAGCAGCAGUUCGAUUUUGCUGAACUUCAGUCUAAACUCUUGUGCUCUGAAACAGAGCUGAAGAGAAAGGUAGAAGAAUGUAAUAAUCUCCACCUUAAAUUAUCAGAUGAAACUUGCAUCAACUUUCAGCUUGAAGAAAGGAUUAAAUCAGUUGAAGCCCUUUUAGAAUCAAGCCAAAUGAGAGAUGCAGAGAAAAACAAAGAUAUUCAGGAAACAAACGGAGCAGAAAUAAGGUGCCUUCUCUUAAGGUUACAGGAAUCAUCCACUCAGGCCUCCACAUUGGAGGAUGAAGUUUCAAAGUUAAAGCAUAUGGUUGAACAGCUGAAAAUGGAAAACAAUGACCUGACAAUUUCAUUAAGAGAAACAAAUGAGGCACUGCGCACACUACAAGCAAAAUGUGAUCAGUAUAGGAAUAUUCUCACAGAGACGGAAAGAAUGCUCAAGGACUUGCAGAAGCGGUUGGUAGAGGAACAGCAGGUGUGGCAAGAGAAACUGGCUGUAUCUGAAGAAGCCCUUGCAAAGACUCAAGAUUUGGUGUACAGCUUGCAAGCUGAAUUGGAGAAACUAAGAUGUGAUAGGAAAGACUCUGCUUAUAUAAAAAAGGAAAUUCUCCAACUUCAGGAGACAUUGGAUAAUGAAAAGAAGUUAACAAAGGAUUUGGGAUGUGCAAUCACCAAACUAAAAGAGCUUUUGAAGGUCACCCAAGAACAGCUGUCCAAGGAAAGAGAAGCAGUGAUGAAAUUACAAGAACAGCUUCAAAACAGGGAAGAAAAUGAAGGCAUUGCCAAAGAAGGUACAUCUGUUUGACAGAUCAAGAAUCUAGGAUGUGCACUUUAUCAGACUUAAAUGUUUUUAUAUAUUUCUAAAGUACACACUUAUUUACUGUAAAGAGAAAUAAAUAAGACAAUAGCGACCAGAAACUAUUUUCAAAAGAAAUAAAAAGUCUAUAAAUAUAGCGUUUCUGUUAUGAAAAUUUUUCUUUUGUAAAAUAUGCUUGUUUCCUUCUCUUUCUGAAGGGAGAUUAUCUGCAUUAAAAUAUUUCUUAAUAUCCGGAGAGAAAGAAUCCUUAGACUGAACAUCCUGAUUUCUUCAUUUGUGUAAGGGUUCACCCAUGGAUAAACCAGCUCCGCAUAGCAAACUCUUCUAUUUCUGGGAAGAACCAUAGUUUCUUUCUUUCUUUUCUCCUUUGCAGCUACUUUCUUUCAUUUCUUGCCUUAUCUACCAAUUUAUGCCCUUGCAACAGCACUCAUUAACGUCUUUAAUUCACAAAUAAUUAUCUGAGGAGAAAAAAAUGUCCUUUUUGGAUAAAUAAAAUAUGCUGUUAGUUAAAUACCUACAGAGCAGUGAUUAUCUUCUAUUACCUACUCUCAUUGCACUACCUUUCAUUACAAAUGUGCUUCAGAUAGAUCUGCUUUGAUGUUUUUCAGUUACAUUAAAUUGAUCUCUUUAGAAGGGAAUAAUGCUGUGAUUGUCACAGUUCUAUAACAGAAAAUUUUACAGAGACAGAAUUGACUUUAUCUUGGUUUAUAGUCAUGAUUCAUAUACUUUAUUAAGAAUACUUGAAGAAGCGUCUUAAAAUUGGUGCUGACUAGCAGUGAAAAACUGUGAGAAUAUGAGAAAAUGAGAAAUAGCCAGAAUUGAUUAGUAAUGAGAAAAUGACACACAUAGCUGAAAAGUGUAAUAUACACGGAUACUGCAGAGUAGCCUUUUCCAACCGGGCAUUCUCCAUUUGUGUUGGAAUUGCCACUUCUGAUAUUCCCAGUGAGGAUAGCCAAAACAUGGGAUCACAUCAGGUUGGAGAAGUCUACUUCAGAGUAGGCAUAUUUUAAAAUAUUAAACUGAAAAUGUUUUACUUUUAUCCGAAGACAUAAUUUUACAUAAAAUUACAUGUUAUUUCAUGAAAUAGUAAUUUCAUCUUCAUACAUUAAACAUAUACAAUAUCCUUCAAUCUGUAAUACUGGGGAAGUACCUAGUUACUCAGCAGAGAAUGUUCCUCUAGUAUAUUUGACAUUCAUUAUGCUUAUGGGAAAAACUGUCCAACUUUAUGAAGAAUGUGAUGGUUGAACAUAAAGUGGAAUAAAAUAGAAUAACAUAGAAUAAAAUGAAGAAUAAAGUAGAAUAACAAUAAUGAUGAAAAAAAUCAUUAUUCAAGUAAAAUGAUGUGUCUGCAUAAUUCCUGGAAGAAAGCUGUGUUAACAAAAGCUGUGUUAACUGAUCUAAUGCAUAUUUAGAAACAUUGUAUAAAGUAAAACUGCCUUAAUUGUAUUCCCAUGAGAAAUGAACCUAACAUGUGAAAAACUAACUGAAUGAUAUACAAUGUAGAUUCCAUGUGUGCUCCCUUUGUUCCUGAGAAAUGGAGAGCUAUACAGAUUGGAGUUUGGAACUGUCCCCCUGUUCAGAAUUGCUUGUCUCUAUUGCUUCUGAACCUUUGCGUAAAUAAACCUCUCUGUUACACCCUU
Molecule: messenger RNA, 4086 nt
Organism: Crotalus tigris (Tiger rattlesnake)
Lineage: Eukaryota; Metazoa; Chordata; Lepidosauria; Squamata; Viperidae
Gene: RRBP1
Product: ribosome binding protein 1
Exons: 16
Coding region: 188-2434 (748 amino acids)
Biological process (GO): protein transport
Cellular component (GO): endoplasmic reticulum membrane
Source: RefSeq, a predicted model, not a curated record